Meloidogyne enterolobii is the source of this 699-nucleotide messenger RNA. Lineage: Eukaryota; Metazoa; Nematoda; Chromadorea; Rhabditida; Meloidogynidae. The record is from the annotation of a GenBank genome assembly.
AUUGUUCCAAUGCCUGCUGCAAUCCCAACUAAACCAGGCUCUGCAACCCUUCCAUUUUUUGGAGUACUUCCAAAAUUGGUUAAUAUUGAAGGGAAAACAUUAGAGGGACCUGGAGAAGGAAAUUUGUGUUUUUCACAGCCAUGGCCAGGAAUUAUGAGAUCUAUUUGGUGUGAUCAUGAACGUUUUGUUACUAAUUACUUUAGUGCUUAUCCUGGAAAUUAUUUUACUGGAGAUGGUGCACGUAGAGAUGAUGAUGGUUAUUAUUGGAUUACUGGUAGAACGGAUGAUUUAAUGAAUGUAUCAGGCCAUCUCCUCUCUACAAGCGAAAUAGAAUCAGCUUUAGCUUUGCAUCCAAAUGUUGUUGAAGCUGCUGUUGUUUCUGCUCCACAUCCAAUAAAAGGGCACUUCCCCUAUGCUUUUGUUGUAUUAUCUAAUGAUAAAAGAUUAACUGAGGAAUUGGUUAAAGAAAUUAAAUGUGUUGUUAGAGACAAAAUCGGGGCUAUUGCUAUUCCUGAUGUUAUACAGCACGCUAACGGAUUACCCAAAACUCGUUCCGGAAAAAUUACAAGACGAAUAUUGAGAAAAAUUGCAGAGGGUGACAAACAAGCAGAUUUGGGUGAUAUUUCGACUCUUGUAGAUGAAACAAUAAUUGAACAUUUGUGGGAAAAUAGACUAAAAGAAAUAAGGACAACUGGAUAA